Molecule: messenger RNA, 4115 nt
Organism: Frankliniella occidentalis (western flower thrips)
Lineage: Eukaryota; Metazoa; Arthropoda; Insecta; Thysanoptera; Thripidae
Gene: Gclc
Product: glutamate--cysteine ligase catalytic subunit
Exons: 12
Coding region: 245-2194 (649 amino acids)
Biological process (GO): glutathione biosynthetic process
Cellular component (GO): glutamate-cysteine ligase complex
Molecular function (GO): glutamate-cysteine ligase activity
Source: RefSeq, a predicted model, not a curated record
UAACCUGACUGGGCAGACAUUCCUCAUCCUUGCCCUGCAUGGGAUGGCUCGCGCUGAGCUUGUGCAAUCCAAUCCUUGAAAACCUGCUCAAUCUUCAAAGCUUCUUCUGUGUCCUGUUUAUAGGGACACUGCGGGUAGGAAAGCAGAACCCAGAAAACAGUAGGAGGGAGUGACAAGUACGAUAUAAGUACGCACGACUGUCCUUAGGGGGACCAAUUGCUGUUCUUGUCUUGAGUGUGUUGUCAUGGGCUUGCUGUCAGAAGGCAGUCCUUUGAGCUGGGAAGAGACCAAGGAUCUCGCUGACCAUGUCCGUCGACAUGGUAUUAAACAGUUUAUCAACUUGUACCAUCGUUUGAAAAGUCGUACGGGUGAUGUGUUGAAAUGGGGGGACGAGGUUGAAUACAUCAUUGUAAAAUUUGACCAUGACAAUAAAAUUGCAAGAGCGAGCCUUCGUGCAACUGACAUUCUUCCGGUUUUGAAUGAAAAAGAACAAAAUGAUCCAGAGAAUGUUAAGUCUCUGUGGCGUCCAGAAUAUGGUGCAUAUAUGAUUGAAGGCACUCCAGGGAAACCGUAUGGGGGUCUUCUCGCCCAUUACAAUGUUGUUGAAGCAAAUAUGAAACUACGAAGAGAAGAAGUACAACAGCUUCUUCAACCUGGGGAAGCUCUGAUGUCUUUAACAAGCUUUCCAAGGUUGGGCUGUCCAAACUUCACAGAUCCUCCAAGUACUGUGACACCAGCAGAAGGCACAACCCGGUCUCUCUUCUUUCCUGAUGAAUGCAUAUACCCAGGGCAUCCUCGAUUCAAAACUCUCUCGCGUAAUAUUCGCCUUCGAAGGGGAGAAAAAGUAGCAAUGAAUUUGCCUAUUUUUAAGGAUUCUAAAACUCCUUCUCCAUAUGUUGAGAAAUUUCCUCAAGCUCCUGUGGGCCAACCUGAAGCCACAUCAGCAGCACAACCAGACCAUGUCUACAUGGAUGCUAUGGGUUUUGGAAUGGGCUGUUGCUGUCUACAGCUCACUUUUCAAGCUUGCAAUAUUGAUGAAGCUCGUACCCUCUAUGACCAGCUUACACCUCUUUGCCCCAUAAUGCUUGCCCUUACUGCUGCAUCUCCCAUUCAUCGUGGUCACUUGACGGAUGUUGAUUGCAGAUGGAAUGUCAUUUCUGGAUCUGUUGAUUGCAGAACAAAAGAGGAAAGAGGGCUCGAACCUCUUAAGAACAACAAGUUUGUCAUUCCCAAAUCAAGAUAUGAUUCCAUUGACUCUUAUCUCUCAGAACAGGGUGAAAAAUACAAUGAUGUACCAUUGAUUUAUGAUCAAGCUAUAUAUGAUGAAUUGCGCAAAGCUGACAUUGAUCACUUGCUUGCCCAACACAUAGCUCACUUAUUUAUAAGAGAUUCUGUGUCCUUAUUUAGUGAGAAGGUUAAUCAAAAUGAUGAAGAGGAUACAGAUCAUUUUGAGAACAUUCAAUCAACAAAUUGGCAAACAAUGAGGUUCAAACCACCACCUCCUAAUUCUUCCAUUGGCUGGAGAGUUGAGUUCAGACCAUGUGAAGUUCAAAUCACUGAUUUUGAAAAUGCAGCCAUUGUUUGUUUUGUUGUUUUGUUGACCCGAGUAAUUUUGUCAUAUCGGAUAAACUUAAUCAUACCAAUCAGCAAGGUUGAUGAAAAUAUGAAAAAUGCUCAAAAGAAGGAUGCAGUUAAAACUCAAAAGUUUUGGUUCCGUAAGGAUAUUACAACAUUUAGCUCUCCACCUGCAUGUACAGCUUGCUGCCAGUCAAGCCCUGAUGCUAAAACAGACUCAUCAGAUUGCUAUACAUUAAUGACUGUGGAUGAAAUAAUUAAUGGAAAGGCAGGAGAGUUCCCUGGACUCAUCCCCCUUAUCAAUAGCUACUUGAGUGGAAUGGAUGUGGAUGCAGAUACCCACUGUUCGAUACAACAGUAUCUGAAACUUAUUCAGAGGCGAGCAUCUGGGCAAUUACUGACACUUGCUGGAUGGAUGAGAGGAUUUGUACGGAACCAUGAAGACUACAAACAAGAUUCACUAGUGUCAGACCGAGUGAAUUAUGAUCUCCUCAUGGAACUCAAUGCUAUCCAAACUGGUGAAAAGGCUUGUCCAGAGCUUCUUGGGCGCUCCCUUCAAUCCAGGACUCAAGAAUCAAUUCCAACAGCUGUACGGAAAGCAGCAGGCGAGUACACAUGAAUGUUUCUGGAUAUUUUCUUGACACACUGGGUUAUGUAUAUUGAAAAAUCAGGAUUAAUCAGCUUAUGUUUUUGGUGCUAUGUUGCAAGGUAAAGGGACAAUUUUGUUUUUUGAUGCAUAUGUAGAAGUAUGGCUUCUUUUUUUUUGAUUGCAUAGGAAUUAAUGGAUUUUAUUUGAUGUAUCAUAUGAUUUUUAAUUUUUUGCACAGCUUAAAGACAGUAAAGCAUUUUGUUGGUGCCACAUCGAUGAUCGCAAAUGUUUACAAUACCUCAAUAUUUAUUAUUCGUUGUAUUAAUCAAUUAAAGAAUUGUAUUCCACAAAGCAACAUAUCUAAUUUUAAAUCAUUUCUUUCAUGUUGUUCUAUAGUGUUUGCAUUUGGUAUUUAUAAACUUUAAUUUCCUUUUUUUAUUAAUGUUUUUAAAUAAAAAUAGUUGGAGAAAAGUGCUUGUAUUGUUACAGUAAAGCGAGUUUGGGAGGUUUCAGAAUAUAUUCAUAAAUUUAACUGCCAUUGUUGUUCUUGUUAAAAAUGUCAUGUAAGAUUUAGCAUUUCUCUCUUCCUCCAGAAUGAGGGAUUUGACAUAACCGAACGUAUGAAAGCAAAUAAUGAAAUGCAUUCCAGGUUUGAAUUGUGUAUUAUUUUAGAUUUAACAACAGUAUGAUGUAUUGAAACUGACUUUAAUUUUGUUAAUCACCUUCAAUAUUCUGUUCCGUCCAAGUAGAUAAUCCAAGCAAGCAGGCUGCUAGAAGAAUAGUUAUUUUACACAAUGAACUAUUUUAUUAAUCUGGUUUGCUCAACCCAAUGUUGACGCUAGGUGAGAUUAUUGAAAAGGAUAUUGUGUGAAGUCUUUCUUUUAUCUCACCUAUCCUCCUGCAAGCUAUGAUAUGACACAGUUUUUUUUUUUUUUUUUAUUUGUGUCAAAUUUUCCUGCCAAGGAAAAGUACAAACUUUGUCGCCCACGGCGAAUCUCUAUUUUUAUCUGCCGGGUGUUCGUAUUACUGCUUAGUGAGAGUAUUUCUUUGAAAUGUCAAGCUGCAUUUGCCACAACUGUCAUAAAAUGAAUUCUACAGAUUCAUGAUGUAGAACUCAAAGUAUUCUAUCUUAAAUGGUUUUUAGAACUCUCAAUUGGUUUGCCUACUUGAUUUGUAUCAGUUGUUAGCUACCGUUUCACCUUGCAGUUGACAGAUAGUGCUUUAGUAGCUGCUACUGUUUUGUUAAUGUUUGCUUUAUGUUAUGACACCAGCUUAAGUGACAGUAGUUUACCUCUUACACUUGGUAUGUUGUGAUGUCUAUGUUGUCUAAUUCAAAAGAAUAUAGUAUAGGGGACCAAAUCUAAAUGAUACCUAAUUUACUUUGCAGUCUUCACCAAACAGAACAUUUUAGAUAGUGUGUUCAGAAAUAAUGCUCAAAAUCAAUAUUAUCCCUGGACCUUUUCUUCAAAUGUGUACCCUCUAUUUUGUUGUAAAGAAUAGUUGAAUUCUUGCACUAGUUUUACUUAUGUUGACCACUAUUCUCAAAUUUCUUCUAAACGCGGCUUGGAUGUCAUUGUGGCUGACUAGUAAAAUGUUGAAUUUUAUCCUCACUUAUUGAAGUUUUGUUGUGGAGAAAUAUUGUUACUUCAGGGUCAUAGCACACUGUACUGUGGUGAAGGAUGCAUAUACAUUCCAUACGUGUUAGCUUCCUUUUCUUUUGGAAUAAUGUCACUACUAAAUUCCAUCCCCCCGGCCACUAUCAUUUGAAGAUUGAGAUAUUUUCAGUUUGAGUAUUUGAGCAUAUUGUUGGAAUUUUAGAAUUUCUAAUUAUAGUUAUUAUACUUCAAUUUUAUAUUGUUGAACUCAUUGUAAAUUGUAUUGCAGCUGUACUGCCUUUGAAGUUUAGGUGCAUUUAUAGUCUUAUGUAUGGAAAUAAACAAAAAAAAAAGAA